Molecule: messenger RNA, 2092 nt
Organism: Rotaria sordida
Lineage: Eukaryota; Metazoa; Rotifera; Eurotatoria; Philodinida; Philodinidae
Source: the annotation of a GenBank genome assembly
AUGCAUAAUAAUAAUAAAGAAACUAUUUAUGAAGAUGCUGAUAAUAAUUUGCAAAAACCAAAUAUUUAUAAUCAAUAUUCACCAUAUUAUGAAUCAAUAAAACGGCAACGUUUUAAAUUAUUUAAAGAAAUCUGUGAAAAUCUUUCACGUCUUAUUCAAUUAGAAGAAUUACAACCUGGUUUUCCACUUUGGUCAUCAAAAUUACAACAAUUCAUUUCAUAUUAUGGUUUUUCUUUUACUAAAAUUGAUCAUUUAAAAUUAAUCAAUUUCUAUUUAUCAAUUCUUUCAAUUAAAAAUUUAAAUUAUGUCAAUGCAAAAAUAUGUUUUAAUAUGUUAAGUCAACUUACACGUAAAAUACGUUUGAUAACAAGAAAUGAUCUUAUUAUUGAUUGGAAAAUAUUUUAUACAUGGGCAAAACUUAUUCUUUUCAAUCAUGAUGAACCUUAUUCACUUGUUUCUAUGCCCAAAGAUAUUAUAAAUUCAUUCUUAUUUUGUGUACGUAAUUGUCGUCCUUAUUUUUCAGCAACAGCUACUCAAGAAAUUCUUGAUGAAUUUCGACCAUAUUUGUGCCCAUUCGAUACAGUCUGUGGAGAUGUUAUGGGUUAUUGGAAUAUGUUUUUACCUGUUCAUUUACCACCGGAAUUACAUGAUCAAGGAUUUAAAUUAUGGUUAUCGGAAUUUUUGGAUAUUUGGGAAACUGUUUGUAAUAAUCCAGCAUGGGAACAGAGUUUAAUUAGUUUAUUUUCAUGUGUUGCUUGGCAUAAUAUUGGAUAUAUUGAUUGGGAACCAUGGCUUUCACCUAUUUUUACAAGAAUCUUAAAAAAUCUUUCACUACCAGUUGGUAAUGUGAAAUCAACGAAAGAAACACAAAAUUAUUCUGUACCAGUUGUUGCUACAUGGAUUGUUGCUAUGAUGGGAAAUCAGAAUUCAUGUAUUCAAUAUUUAAGAGAUUUAUUAAAUGCAAUAAAAAAUUUUUAUCAUCCAUCAAAUACAGGAGAUUUUCAAACAGAACUUAUUAGUUUUUUGUCAAUGCUUACACAAGCAUUUGUUGAUCGAGUUUAUUUUGAACGUACAAGUAAUCCAGUUUGGUAUUUUAAUCCACCGAAAUCACAUCGACUUAGUGAUGAAGAUAUUGAUGAAUUUGUUAAUUGCCUUAAAGAAUAUGCAUUUAUAUCUAUAUUCAAUAAAAAUCAUCUUGAUUUAGCAGCUGAAACAUGUCAGUAUCUUUCUCAACUUCGACCACAACUCAUUGUUCCACCAUUAGUUGAACUACUUUUCUCUUCAAUCGAUAACAUGACUGAACCGUAUCGAUUUACAUCACUGAUAACUUGUCUAACUGGUUUGACACGUCAAAUAGUUCGACAAACAUCUGAAUUUUCUCAAGGUCAAACAUUUGUUUUACCAUUAUUACUAUCAGUUUUGCCUGGUAUCGAUGCAAAUGAUUUAAAAAAAACUGCAGUUACAUUUCAAUUUCUUAGUGCUAUUUUAAUGGUAAUUACAUGUGUCGAUUGUUCAUCUGCAGUUAAUACAAGAAAUGAUCUUAGCGAAAUUGAAAAGAAAGUUUGUUUAUCAACAAAUAAAUUUGAAGAUUUUAUAAGUGAACUUUUCAAUCGAAUAUUUCAAAUGAUUGAUGCAUUAUCAACUGAAAUGCCUGAUACUUUAAUAGUAACAAUGGAUUUAAAAAUGGAAGAUUAUCAAAUUGGAUUAGAAUUAACAUCAGUUAUUUCAUGUAUUGUUCGACAAUGUAGUAAAAAAAUUUUUUGCAUGGUUCGAGAAAAAAUAACAAAUUUUCUUGCAACAUAUUCUUAUUCUCCUAAAAUAAGUCAACUUCUUACAGGUCUUAUUCAAGCUAUAUUAAAAGGUAAUCCAGUUGAAACAUUAAAAUAUCUUUUACCACAAACAUAUGAACAUAUUGAAAAAAUUCUUAAUCAAUCAGAUAUAUUAAUUUUAAAUGAUGAUAAAGGUGAUCCUGAAUUACUAUGGUAUUUGAAACUUUUCUCUGAACUUGUUUGUGCUCCUGGUGAUACUUUAAUUAUAUAUAAACCAAUGAUUUUAUCAAUUUUUCAUCAAUGUAUUCAUAUUAUUCAUAAAG